Molecule: messenger RNA, 2023 nt
Organism: Phanerochaete carnosa HHB-10118-sp
Lineage: Eukaryota; Fungi; Basidiomycota; Agaricomycetes; Polyporales; Phanerochaetaceae
Exons: 10
Coding region: 275-1705 (476 amino acids)
Biological process (GO): adenylate cyclase-activating G protein-coupled receptor signaling pathway
Cellular component (GO): heterotrimeric G-protein complex
Molecular function (GO): G-protein beta/gamma-subunit complex binding; G protein-coupled receptor binding; GTPase activity
Source: RefSeq, a predicted model, not a curated record
GUGCAAAGCCGUCUCCGAGACAGCUGAGAGGGACAGCUGAGCCUUGGAGUGCACAAUAUUCGAGAAAAAUAUAUUCGUGAGAUAUACUGCUCUGUCUACCAUCUCGCUUCUGGUCCCCCGCCCAUCUGUGAAACCGUACUGAUUCGCUUAGUCGACAUCCGUCAGUGACAAUCAACCGGGACAGCCGCCCGUUGCCGCCAAUACUAGUUCCAGUUGCCCACUCCACACAUCUAUCUCUGCACUUACCGCCUCCUUCACUCGACUGCCUGUUGGCAUGGGCCUCACACUAGAUGUCGACCCCCUCACCCUCGCCCUUGCACCACCGCCGGAUGAGACUGAAGAGCAACGCGAGCAGCGACUUGAAGAAGAAGAACAUGCACGAAGGGUCAGCGAGGAAAUUGAUGAGCAGAUCAGGAAAGAGGGGGCCGCGUUGAGGAAGCAGAAGAAGCCGAUAAAGGUGUUACUGCUGGGACAAAGCGAGAGCGGGAAAUCCACCACUCUGAAGAACUUUCAGCUCGCCUAUGCCGCACAAGCCUGGGCAAAAGAACGCCUCGCAUGGAAGGCUGUCAUCCAACUCAAUCUCAUCCGUCAUGUUGUCAUCAUUCUCGACCUUCUCACCCAAGAGAUGAGUAAAGUCACGAGUGAAGAGAGCAGCAGCGACUCAGACGAACCCUCGCGCCCCUCGAGGCAAGCCACAUCCAGCCCCCCGCUUCGCCUUACAGAGAAGCACCGUCUCCUCAAGCUACGUCUCGCACCCCUACGCAGUGUACGGGAGGACCUACAAGCGCGUUUAGGUGCAUCAGACUGGCCCGCUCCGCGCGCAAGCGGCGAGAAGUCUAAGAUGCAAGACUUUUUCGUUCGCUCAAAUGCAACCUGGAAGUCUUCGCUCCGGUCGAACAGCGCGAAGUGGCCGUCAGACCACAACAGGCGGAAGGGCCAGGACGAGAGCAACGAAACGGGCGAGGUGCUCGCGAGCUGCGCAGAGGAUAUCAAGGCCCUUUGGGCGGAUGAUGUCAUCCAGGAGAUGCUGAAGAGACGAAGGUUGCGGCUGGAUCUGCAGCCUGGCUUCUUCUUGCAUGAACGAGACGUGGACCGCAUCGCCACGCGCGACUAUUCUCCCGCGGACGAAGACGUUGUUCGGUCGCGGCUACGUACGCUUGGCGUCCAGGAACACCGGAUACACUUCGAGACAGGCUCGGCUGCUGGUACAGACUGGUGCCUGUACGACGUCGGUGGGUCGCGCACGCAACGCGCGGCGUGGUUCCCGUACUUCGACGACUGCAGCGCAAUCAUCUUCCUCGCACCAAUCAGCUGUUUCGAUGAGAAGCUCGCCGAGGAUCGGCGCGUGAACCGGCUCGAAGACAGCUACCAGCUGUGGAAGAUGAUCUGUUCGAACAAGCUUCUGAGCAAGGCACAGAUCAUCCUGUUCCUGAACAAAUGCGAUUUGCUGGACAAAAAGCUCAAAAGCGGGGUGCGCGUGCGAGACUGCGUCCCGAGCUAUGGCGACCGCAAGAACGACCUCCAGACUGUCGCGCAGUACUUCGCCCAACACUUCAAGGAGAUCGCCAAGCAGCACGUUGUCACCGCCCGGCCUUUCCGUGUGCAUCUCACGUCUGUCGUCGAUACUCAGGCAACAGCGCUCACACUCGGAAUCGUCGGCGAGAACAUCCUCCGCACACAGCUUCGUGACGCCGAUCUCCUCUAACACGUCUCAAAUCUAUCUAUUUAUUCAUCUAGGUAUAUAUAUAUAUUGGAACGUAACAUAAUUGGUCGGCUUUCGUAUUAUAUUUUGGCCCUAGGCCGGACUGCUAUCUGCGUACCGUAUCUGUUGUGCUUCUUUCGCCCGUGCUCUCCUGUCUAGUCUUCUCAUGUGCAUCGGAGCUUCGUAAUGGAAUGACUUACCGGACGCCCUCGACUCUGAUGGCGUGUCUCUGUAAACGUACAGAGCCAUGAGGUUGCGCCAUCUCGAUUCCUUGCACACACUACAUAGUACAUACACAUCUACCACACUCUCUAUAGUUGU